This is a messenger RNA of Penicillium cataractarum, 1977 nucleotides long. RefSeq lists its product as uncharacterized. The record is from RefSeq and is a predicted model, not a curated record. Lineage: Eukaryota; Fungi; Ascomycota; Eurotiomycetes; Eurotiales; Aspergillaceae. The coding region runs from base 1 to 1977 and encodes 658 amino acids. The transcript has 2 exons.
AUGAGUCAAUUUCAGUUAUUUCCUCCGCCUUCGCCGGAGGUAAAAGCGGCCAAGAACCCGUUUCGCAGAGGCGUCAAGAAACCACCCGCUGUGAAAGUUGAGCCUGCAUCUCCGAUUUCUCUCAAUGAAAUCAAAGAUUCGACUAAAGCCGAGUCUGUGCUGCUACAAAUCAUCGAAGACACUUCUUCAUUUCCUCCCCCGCCAUCUCAACCACCAAAUACACGGACCAAAUCUCCGUCCGUGGCGGAAUCAUCACCUAGUUCCAAGUCACCUCGGUCCCCUCGCAGCCGAAGCCGUCAAGAGAACAAGUCAUCUGCACGAGUUUUGCAAUCACAAGGCAGCGUUAGCACUAGCAGUAGUAGCAGUAAUCAUACUGCCAGCUCAACGGCUUCACCUCAAUCGUCUCAGUCCUCUGUCUCGCCAGUUCCCAUGAGAUCAAUGUUUCCUCGCUUCGAUCCCAAACUCCCUCUGAGCAAUCAAACUACGCAAUCCCAGAUGUCGAGUGAUGAUAAACCUUCUAAGAAGUCACGCAGACCGCAACUCACCCUAACUACUUCUUCCGAGAUCGAUCAUGUCUUGGGCCCAAAGACUGUUCCCGCGAGCGUUUUGAACUUUCCAAAUGGUGUUUCGGAUUCGGAGGAGAUUCGAUACUCGACUCCAUAUGAGUUGGAGAUGCUAUGGGAGGCUGCUAAUGGCCAACGGCCUCAAAAUCUCGCUGGAACAUUCAACCUCCACAUGACAAGAACUGGACCCGCGACCUUCACAUUUGGCAAUUCUCAACAGCCAUUUUACACGCUACAGACCUAUGAAAAUGACGAACUAUCGAUCUCGCGAGGAGCUCCAUGUAAAGCUAACAGCGAUGUACCCAUCAUGACUUUGAGUCUGGAAGACCGUGGACGUCGUGAGCAUCCCCAUGAUGGCCUUGUUGCUCUUCUCUUCUCGAGGCUAGCCGCCAUGCUUGCUAUCGAGCAAGCAGAUGAAAUCAGCAAACUCCAUCAACUCGCUCCAUCCGAGGCUGCGGAUGUAGAGAAUCAAGCUCUCAGGCGGGCAGCUGCGCAAGAGUCGUGCCGUUUAUCCUGGAAUCGCAACUCAAGGCUCUACGAGCUUCGGCAUCCCUCGCUGUCCAAACGACAGCCCCCAGCGCUGGUGGGAGCUGAGGGUAUCCCUCUCUCCCCCGUGCGAUCCAAGUCUUCGGGAAUCUUGUACAUCACGGUUUCUGCACCAUCCAACGACGCGAUGCCUCAUCAAGCCCCAACGAUCCUCGUUACUGGUCCCCCAUCAUCGAUGGCCCUGGCAGCGGCGCAGCAAGCUGCUAACCCACGCACUUCAACUCUCCCAGUUGCUGACUCGGAUGAGGCGUUGGCAUCUCUGGACUUUGCAACCAGGACCCUGACCAUCUCACCUGCUGCUGUCAUUGCCACUAUUCCUUCGCUCUAUGCUAUCGACUCGCUCAUCGCAGCCAUGCUCGCAGUCGCAGUCUCGGACGAAGCUACGAAUCCAAUCUUGGCAGACAUGGAACUCCGAUCGCCUAGUUUCACCGAGCCGGGUUCGUUACAGGGUGUUAGUGCACCGUACCGCGGGCCGCUCAUCACGACACAGGCAGAACGAGAAGACUACGCCGAAAGUCUCCAGCUCGCGUCUCAGAUUCGGGCUGCAAAUACCAAAGCAGAGGGGGCUUCGAAAAGAAAAAGUUUCUUUAAAUUCUGGGAUAGAUACCAGUCCACGCCGUCAGGUCAGGUGCGGACUACGAAGAAAGGCCAAGAGAUUGUGGUCGAGGAAUUCGACCUCGAGAAAUAUGGCCGCUACGGCAAGGGAUCGUCGCGAGAAGGCGAGAAGCUUCCUGGCAUUACGCGGACCUUGUUGAAAAUAUUGUUUUUCGGACUGGAGAUGUUGGUGAAGGGGUUGACGUUGAUGGUCAAAAUCCUGGCAUGGUUGUUGGUUCACUCGACGCGUUGCGUGACGAGUGAGAAGUUCUGA